Penicillium manginii is the source of this 1938-nucleotide messenger RNA. RefSeq lists its product as uncharacterized. The transcript has 2 exons. The record is from RefSeq and is a predicted model, not a curated record. Bases 1 to 1938 code for a protein of 645 amino acids. NCBI's taxonomy places the organism in Eukaryota, Fungi, Ascomycota, Eurotiomycetes, Eurotiales, Aspergillaceae.
AUGCUCGCCGUUGAUUCUCAUUCUCGUUCCAAGCCUUCUUACUACCAGUCUAUGCCAAUGGAUCCCAGCAUGGUUGAUAUGUUCUCAUACCCCAUGGACGGUAUGUCCUACCAGCAGCACCACCAACACCAACAUCACCACCAUCAGCAACAACCCCAACCGGAUUACCGCCUGGCAUACCUCGAUGCUCCUAUCUAUGAGGACCUCCAGAAGCAUCAGUUCCCUUCCAUGCCCACCACACCCCCCUCAAUCUCCACUACCCAGUCUGAGCCCCAAAUUCAAAUCCCCACCGGCUCGACUGCCUCAGGACCUUCCAUUGCAAGUGCUCCCUCCUCCGUCAUCAGUUCUCCAUACUCUGGUGCUCAACAAGUCUUCCACGAUAAUUGGGUGAACACCAACCACGGACUGGGCCUUCCUGCUGCUGUUAUGGGUGAUCUCUUCUCCUCCCAUGAUUACAUGGGACAGGUGGAGAUGGAUGGAUUGUACCAAGAAAAAUUCCCCGAUCCUUUUGUUGAUCCUUCUCUCAUCCAACCAGUCCACGCCAACCCCAACUUCACCCCAACAAUCUCCUACCCGGAAGAGGGUGCCACCUAUUCCAACAUCACCCAAAAUUUCCUGCCACACUCACCUGCCGCUUCUCCAAUUCCCUACGACCAUAUCGACCACAAUGGCUCGCCCCUCCUGGGAUCUGGUGCCUCCCUUGCUAUGCCAAAUUCGCAUUCGCGAACUGUCUCCGUCUACGACCGCCGAUCCUCCAUCUCCUCGAUUCACUCCCGCCGCUCCCAACAAAGCCCCGCUCUCAGCAGUGUCGAAGCGGACGACGAGGUCAAGGAAAAAGGCCGUUGCCCCUUCUCCGACUGCGGUCGCAUCUUCAAGGAUCUCAAAGCCCACAUGCUUACCCACCAAUCCGAGCGCCCUGAGAAAUGCCCCAUCAUGACCUGCGAAUACCACACCAAGGGCUUCGCCCGCAAAUACGACAAGAACCGCCACACCCUCACCCACUACAAGGGCACAAUGGUCUGCGGGUUCUGCCCGGGACCCGGUUCCCCCGCCGAGAAGAGCUUCAACCGCGCCGAUGUCUUCAAGCGCCACCUGACCUCCGUCCACGGCGUCGAGCAAACUCCUCCCAACUGCCGCAAGCGCAGCCCCAACGGAUCUACCAAGAAGGGCACGAAUUACAGCCCCGACGCCACCGGAAAAUGCUCCACCUGUUCCGUAUUGUUCAGCAAUGCGCAAGAAUUCUACGAGCAUCUGGACGACUGUGUUCUGCGCGUUGUGCAGCAAGAAGAACCCUCCGAGGCAAUCAACCAACAGCGACUGGCCGAAGUCGCCGCCGACGAGGAGGUUCAGAAGACAAUGGAAAAGCAUCAAUUGCUUGAUGCGGCUGGCCCGCUCGAAGACGAUAACGACUCUCAUGACGAAGAUGACCUAAAUGACCUCUGGCGCGCCCGCCUCUCCUCCAGCCACAAAUCCACCAAAUCCUCUUCCAACUCCUCCCGCCCCAUCAUCGGCUCCUCCAACGCUGUCUCUAAAAACACCGCCAAGCCCCGCGCCGUCACCCGCCGCCGCAAUAACCGCGGCAACUACCCACAAUCCUGGGGCUGCCCUAAUAGCACCAUGAAGACGAAGAAGCGGGUCCUCUGUGUCUUCGAUGGCCAGCGCCGCCUGUGGAAAGACGAAAUGAUGCUGAACAACGAAUUCGAAGUCCGUCUUCAACUGCCCGGUGGCGCGGGUGAUGGUACCCACCGCAACGCAUAUGUCACUGAUCUCGACGUCGAGACCAUGAAGCGCGCAGAGGGUGUCCUCAAUGCGACAGAUGCUGAGCGCGGCCCCUGGAUGGAUGGCCCCGUGCCCCAUCUGAUGGGCCAGCCAGCCAUGAUCAUCCCUGAGAUGGGUAGACAGGACGAUGAGAUCUCGAUCAACGAACUCAUGGCUUGA